AUGCAGAGUCAGAAGGAUCUGCCGUCGUCGCCGCACGAUGGAAGGAAGCUACAUGUGUUUUUUUGCCAUCCGGAUUUGGGAAUAGGAGGAGCGGAGCGGCUGAUAGUGGAUGCGGCAGCGGAGCUGGCGUCUAGAGGCCACAGCGUGCGGGUCUUCACAGCCCAUCACGACCCUCUCAGAUGCUUCCCCGAGACCAUUGAUGGCACCUUCCCUGUGCACGUGCAUGGAAGUUUCCUCCCCCGCCACAUCGCCGGCCGAUUUCACGCAGUCUGCGCCUACCUCAGGUGCCUCUGGGCGGCUCUCUGCAUCGUCAUCUCUGUGUGGCUCCGGUGGAUCCCAGCCGUUGAUGCGAUCAUCACAGAUCAAGUCUCAGCCGUCCAUCCCAUUCUCAGACUGCUGCCUGCCAAGAUCCUCUUCUACUGUCACUUCCCGGACCUGUUGCUGGCUCAGCGAGGCUCGUGGCUGCGCUCGCUGUACCGAGCGCCCGUUGACUGGGUGGAGCAGGUCACCACUGGCAUGGCGGACACCAUAGUGGUGAACAGUCACUUCACUGCAGCCACAUUCGCCUCCACCUUCCCCUCGCUAGCAUCACAUGGCAUCCGCCCCGCUGUUCUCUACCCGGCUGUAGCAUUCGAUUCCCCACCGCCUGCCUCGUCUGCCAACACUGCCACCACUGCCAACGCUGCUAUCGAUGCUACUGCUGCUAGCAGGGGUGGUUCUGGCACCCUCAGUCCUGCUGUGGGCGAAGCAGAGAAGCUUGGCCUAGAUCUCAACAGCCCCUUCUUCCUCUCCAUCAACCGCUACGAGCGCAAGAAGGAGAUCGCCACUGCGGUCUCUGCUCUGGGUCUGCUCACCCGCUCGUCAGGGCACACAGGCACUCCCGGCAGCCAAGGUGCUACUGUUGCCGCUUUGGCAAAGGGGCAGCGGCCUCGGCUUGUUGUGGCAGGUGGGUGUGAUGCUCGUGUACGGGAGAAUGUGGAGUAUCUCCAGGAGCUAAAGCAACUAGCUGUUAUGGAAGGGGUGGCAUCCGACAUCCUUUUCCUCAUCUCCAUUAGCGACUCCCUCAAGGCUCAGCUGCUGUCCCACUGCACUGCUGUAGUCUACACUCCUCCAAACGAGCAUUUCGGCAUAGUGCCAUUGGAAGCAAUGGCAGCAAGCAAGCCAGUCGUGGCAUGCAACAGUGGAGGCCCCACAGAGAGCAUACUCGAUGGUGCUACAGGCUUCCUCUGCGCUCCAAACCCCUCAUCUUUUGCUGCUGCACUGGCUACACUCUGGGCCGAUCCUUCUCGGGCAGCUUCCAUGGGUCAGGUUGCCCGAGUGCAUGUUGAGGAACAGCUUUCAAGAAACGUUUUUGGUGACCGGUUGCAAGAGAUUCUUUGGAACAUGUGCUUAUAA
Molecule: messenger RNA, 1395 nt
Organism: Closterium sp. Naga37s-1
Lineage: Eukaryota; Viridiplantae; Streptophyta; Zygnematophyceae; Desmidiales; Closteriaceae
Source: the annotation of a GenBank genome assembly